Molecule: messenger RNA, 7537 nt
Organism: Magallana angulata
Lineage: Eukaryota; Metazoa; Mollusca; Bivalvia; Ostreida; Ostreidae
Product: transient receptor potential cation channel subfamily M member-like 2
Exons: 39
Coding region: 181-5274 (1697 amino acids)
Biological process (GO): calcium ion transmembrane transport
Cellular component (GO): membrane
Molecular function (GO): ligand-gated calcium channel activity
Source: RefSeq, a predicted model, not a curated record
CGGUAAUACACUUCCUGUGCAGGAAAGCGCGCGCCACACUCUGAUACCCGACUAAUGCAUGAAACGUUCUGUGUGGAUAUAGCCUAGACCGGAUUAUAGGAUAAUCAUGUAUAAACAUAUUUAAUAUGAACGUCGUUGGAAAUAAUGAUGAUGCGAGGCCGAAGAAGAUGACCUAACUAAAUGGAUAAGAAGGUUACAAAGGUCAGCCCCGCUGAUCCGAUGGACACCAUUGAAAACAUGGAGUCGCCUAGCCACGGGAAGAGUCUGAUCAGUCUCCAUUACAAUGAGGAGGCAGUGGAUGCAGAAAAUGUGGGGGCAGCGCCUGUGGAGACAAUGACGUACCAACAAAGAUGGAUCAGGGACAACAUCAAAAUGAGAGUCUGUACGAAGUUUGUGGAGAAGCCAACCAACGUCAAUAGUGACUUGUUGCCUCCUGUACGAGUCCCAGGCAAAGGUUUACCAGGUAUCCAGUCGGAGGCAGAACCCAUCUGUAGGUGUGGCUACCCCAGGUCCACCCAUGGCCAGUCCUUGUCCUCCGGCACCUCUGGGAUGGAGGACUGGAAAGUGGACACCCAUACAAAGGCCACCAGAACUAAUGCAUUUGGUACUGUGGAGUUCUUGGGGUUUGGAGAGAAUGAAAGAAAUUAUGUUCGUGUGGAUGUGGAUACAAAGAUGAAGGAUAUGAUGGAACUGAUGAUGGAUGUAUGGGGGCUAGAGAAACCCAACCUACUCAUCUCUGUGACGGGGGGUGCCAAAAACUUCACCAUGAAACAGAAACUCAAGGAGGAGUUCAGGCGUGGCCUUAUGAAAGUAGCCCGCAGUACAGGAGCCUGGAUUAUUACCGGCGGGACCAAUGCUGGAGUGAUGAAGCAUGUGGGUGAGGCGGUCAGGGACUACGGACUGGUGUCUGCCUCCACUAAUCCAAUCAUCGUCAUCGGGGUCGCCACAUGGGGCUGUAUACAAAACAAAGAGGAUCUUACAGAUUCUGAGUGUCGGGGAAAGUGGCCAGCUUCUUACAGACUUGGAAAGAAACAAAGACCAAAGGAAAGCUUUUUGGACCCAAACCACACUCACUUUGUACUGGUGGACAAUGGGACACAGCACCAGUUUGGAGUGGAGAUCCCAUUCCGAGCUUGGAUGGAAAAUUCUAUUGCUAACAUGAAAACCAACACUGGGAAAAACGCCUCGGUGUAUGUCCCUGUGGUGCUCUUAGUUUUGGAGGGGGGACCAGGAACGCUGGAGACAGCCCACCAAGCUGUGGCCAAUAACACUCCCAUAGUCAUAGUGCAGGGAUCUGGAAGAGCAGCAGACAUAUUGGCAUAUGCAUAUCAAAAUUCCAUAGGAGAAGAAAUAGGUGCAACAGAUCAAGAGGGAAAAACUAAAAAGAUAACACAGACAAUAUUUGAUGCCUCAGUGGAAGCAGAAAUUCGAAAUCAGGUGGAAGAGAAUUUUGGAAAGAAGAAUCUUGUGAGACAUUGUGAGAUGGUGAAAGAGACCUUGAAAAACCGUGACCUUGUGACAGUGUUUGAAUUCAGUAUUGGAGGUAGGGGGUCAUCCAAGGAUAUAGACAGGGCCAUCCUGCAGGCAUUACUAAGAGCUAACAAGGAUCAAAUUUUUGACCAGUUAAAGUUGGCUUUAGCAUGGAACAGAAUAGACAUUGCCAAAAGUGAGAUCUUUACAGACGAUCGCUUCAUUCAGUAUAAGGAGGGUGUUAAUCGGCACAGAAACAAAGAUGUGCCAAGUAUGCUGUUUGAGAUAAUGCAGUCUGCCCUGAUUUUGAAUCGAGUCACGUUUGUGGAACUGUUGAUGGAUAAUGGGGUUAACCUCAAAGAUUUCCUCACCAAGAAAAGGCUACUGAAGCUCUACAACCAUAGAGACUUAUAUGACUCAUCAAGUAAUAUGAUGCAAGAGAUAAACAAGAAUACCCAGCUCUAUCAGCUCCUGGACAAAAUUCGCCGAAAAAAUGGAAAUGAAAAGUAUAUUUCCUUGGUGGAUGUUGGUUGCCUGAUCCAGGAUCUGAUUGGGGAUUUCUACACACCCUGGUACCUGCUUGACCCCAAGGUCAGGGAUCUAGAUGUGGAAUACCUACUGGACGGGGUGUCGGCCAAGUGUAUGGGGAUGCCAGGAAUCAAGAAGGGAAUACUGUCCAUGGCAACAGGACAAAAACAAGAGACAGUGGAAAAUGAACUUUUGACAUCAGAUGAAUAUCAAGUCCCAGAUUUUGACAACCCUUUCCAGGAACUAUUUCUUUGGGCAGUUUUACUCAACCGACAGGAAAUGGCCAAAAUUUUAUGGAAAGGAGGAAAGGAUGCUACAGCAGCAGCUCUCGUGGCCAGUGGGAUGUUGAACUCACUCUCUAGACAGACAGACGACACUGAGUUAGCCAAAAAACUCAAAGAAAAUUCACAAGAAUUCUCCAAUCUUGCCAUAGCUGUGUUGAAUGAGUGUUAUGAUGUGGAGGAGAAGAAGGCUCAGAACCUUCUAAUCCGUGAGUUGGAGCAUUGGGGGGCUGCCACUUGUGUACUUCUAGCCGUUGAAUCUAACAACAAGAAAUUCAUCUCCCAAACAGCCUGUCAGACACUGCUGAAUAAUGUUUGGAUGGGUCACCUGUCCCUGGACAAUCAGCUGCUGCAGCUGUUGCUGUGUGUCUUUAUACCCCCUCUGAUAUUUCCUGUGAUCAAGUUUAAGGGUGACAGUGACCAAGAUGGCAUUGAGAAUCUUCAGGAGAAGGGUGUUCUCAGAGACAAAAAAAGAAAACUAGAAAAGCAGAAAACAUUGAGCUCUAUACCUGUAAAAGAAGAAAAAGAAGACCCGCAGGUGGAUUAUGAAUCAAAACCAUCAAAUCUCAGCUUUUGGAAAAAGCUCUAUUAUUUUUAUACAGCACCUGUCAUUAUUUUUGCGCAUAAUGUGUUGUCCUAUGUGAUAUUCCUGGGGCUGUACAGCUACAUCCUUCUGGUCAAGUUCAAUAAAGAUGUCUCCAAUGAAGAGAUUAUCCUGAUUAUUUGGGUGUUUAGCAUAUUUGCUGAGGAGGUCCGACAGUUAUUGUCGCAGUAUUCAAUAUAUGAGAGAAUUACAAUAUAUCGUACGUCCACCAAUCAAAAUGCCUCACAUAUCAUCAACCCCAGUGCUUCCAAUAACACUCAGAGUUUUCGAGGCAAAAAUCACUCAUUUCACCCCCCUCAAAAGAUGCAAUCCUCCUCGACCAAGAACUUCAAUACCAAGCUACACAGCUAUAUAACUGAUCCGUGGAACAUCGUUGAUGUGGCGACCAUUUUUAUUUUUGUGAUGGGAAUCGUCCUGCGCUUCCUCCGCUUUGACUCCACCUUGGAGGCUGCCCGUUGUGUCAUGGCUCUCAACUUAGUCAUCUUUUUCUUUAGAAUUUUACAUAUAUUUUCUGUCCACAAACAACUUGGGCCAAAGCUUGUCAUGAUUGGGAGAAUGCUGAAGGACCUGCUGUAUUUCAUCAUCAUCCUAAUGGUGUUUGUGGUGUCUUACUCAAUAGCAGCAUACUCUGUCAUGUACCCCAAUUCAGAGCUCAGCAUAGUCCUUGUUUACAAUGUGAUGAGACUUGGAUACUGGAACUUGUAUGGGGAACUUUUUUUGGAAGAUAUUGAAAGGGAAGAGCCAGACUGUAGUUUUGAUGACAGUGUGUACAGUAAUGGCAGCUUACCUAGGUGUCCCUCUGCAGUCAGUCGAUAUGCAGUGCCAAUCCUCAUGGGCUUUUACGUGCUCUUCUGUAAUAUUCUACUUCUAAACCUACUCAUUGCUAUGUUCAGCAACACAUAUCAGAUUGUACAGGAAAAUACUGAUCAGUACUGGUGUUUCCAGCGCUACCGCCUGAUCUAUGAGUAUUACACACGCCCCACCCUGGCCCCACCCCUUAUUCUGAUAAGCCAUAUGGCUUUGUUCAUUCGAUGGAUUUUCGGGAAAUGUUCCUUCUGCUUGUCCAGUCAGCCCAGUGACUUGAUCAAAAGGUUUUCAUCAGACAAGGCAAGAGAGCUAGUGCAAUGGGAAAAUAUGAUUGCAGAUGCAUUUAUGAACCGCCUGGAGCUAGAAGAGAAGAAAAACAUUGAAAACCGAGUCAUUAAUACACAAGAAUCGAUACAUGAGCUGUUCUUCAAGCUGGAUGAGCUACAGGAUUUGCAGGCCACCUCGGGAUCCUCGGGACAGGCACCUAUCUCCAAGGCCCCUGUUAAUCAGGUGGUCAGGAUGCCUCCACAAAUGGACAAGAGACUAUUGGCCCUGGAGGAGCAGAUGCAACAAAGUACUGUAGCUUUAAAUUGGAUCAUGAAAAUAUUACAAGAACAAGAGAAGAACACAAGAGUGGCACCGAUGCUUGAAGACAAGAGAGAAAAUGAAAAACAGAAGAAGGAGAAAGACAAGGCAUUGGUAAAAAAUACUGUAGAGGAGAGAAAACGUUUAAACUACAAGGCUAGACUGCCCUGCUACCCCCAAAGUCUUAUCAACAGGUUCCCCGUCCCUGACCACAAAGUCAGCUGGGAGAUUCCUUUUCCGGAAUAUGAUCCAGUUAUAUAUGAGGCACCUGAGGUUAAAGAACAUCCAUAUUGGGCCGAUACUAUAGACCUUAUCUUCAUGAAGCCUGAAGAGAGAAUUGGAAAGAUAAAGUUCAAUGAAUAUGAUGACUUAAAUAAAGUUAACAGAAAAAGUUACGUAGGUACAUACCAGGUACAAGAUGGGCUUCCAUUAAACCCUACAGGUCGAACAGGUUUAAUUGGUCGUGGUCUCCUUGGACGAUAUGGGCCGAAUCACUGUGGGGAUCCCAUUGUGACCAGAUGGAAAAGAGAUGAUAUAGGAAAAGUCGUCAUGAAAGAGGGGAAAAAGGUGUUGGAGUUUGUUGCCAUUUUCAGGAAAGACAAUAAAUUAUGGUCAAUUCCAGGGGGAAUGUGUGAACCUGGGCAGAAAGUUUCUCAGUGCCUGAAGGCUGAGUUUACAGAGGAAGCGUUGGGGUCCUUGGUCGAAGACAGCAACAUGGAGGAAAAAAUUAAAAGUGACCUCAAAAUCAUGAUGGAGGAAGGAGAGGAGAUAUAUAAAGGAAUUUGUGAUGACCCUCGCAAUACUGACAAUUCUUGGCUGGAAACUGUUGUGUUCAACUAUCAUGAUGACACGGGAAAAGUCCUUCAUCCAUUUUUAUUAAGGGCAGGAGAAACAGUGGAAGCAGCAAGCUGGCUGGAGGUGUCUUCCAGUCUUAUGCUCCACUCAUCUCAUCUGUACUAUGUCCAACUCGUGGCUGAGAAACUAAAUGCUUUUUUCUGAAAGGCAAAUCAUGGGAUUCUACAGAUGAACUUAAAAAUGUUAAUCAUGGAAUGUAUUCAUACCUGAAAACUUGCAUAUUUUAUCACAUUUUGAUUUUUGCUGGCCUUAUUAUUCAUAUUGUGUUUGUUAUUGAAAUAUACUUCACAUACAAAGAUUUAAUUGAGAAGCCUAUUGAUGAAUUACUGUAUAUCAGGUUCACUGUGAUAGAUUCAAGUGCCUUUUUUGGUUCAAUUCUGGUUUUAUAAAUUUGGAUACAUUUUCUGCUAGUUUGGCAUGGAAUAAUUGGCUUUGCUGCAAGAACAGUUUGUUAAACAAUUUAAAAAUAUGCAUAUAAAAUUUUGGACUUUUUACUUUUUAAGUUCAAAAAUAUUCUAUCUAAUAUUUGUAUUAUCAUACAUAGCGUAUAAGGUAAUAUUGUUAUAUGAAUAUUUGAUGCGACCCUAAAAUAUAAAAGCUGCUUGGUCCGAUUUCAUUUCAAAUUUUGUGUACGCUUUCAAACGAUGGUUAUGGUUGUACAUGUAUUACGACUUUGACAUCGCUAUAAAUAAAGCUCAUAAUGUUCAUGCAAAUUAAAAAUAACCUGUGUACAUUUUUUUCGUUCAUAUUUCUGUUGUUUGCUUUGUUUACAAUUGAUGCAUAACAUGCGGGGUGAAUAAACCCAAUCAUUCGGGGACGAAACCAACCGGUUCCGUUUUUAAACAUUCCCAUGAUGCAUUUUGGUUUGUUUUUUCGUUUGCUUAAAAAGAAAUUAUUUUUAUUUACUUUGAAUAUUUCUAACUUUGAAAGGAGACCGAUUCUGCUGGUGUAAAUAGGAGAAAGUCCAUUACUUUCUAAGAUUAUUGCUUUGUAUAGAAAAAUUAUUUGAUACUAGCUGUAAUAACCAAAAAAAUCGGACCAAGCAGCUUUUAUUUGAAUUAUCAAAUCGAUAGUUCUGUUAUUUUAAUCCUGUGUGUUUUAACAUGGGUUCAGUUUAAGGAGGUUAUUAUCUAUUUUGUUUGCUUUUUCUAGUUUCACUUCUCCAAUAUACAUGUAGGAAGUGUACAAAGGUAUUUCAAAUUAUGUACUCAAAUUAUUAUUUGCAGGCAUAAUAAAUUGUUAUUUGACUUAUGAUACAUGCAUGUGAUUCGAAUGCUGUGAUGGAAUUUAUUUUACUUAUACAUAGUUAUUAUUUUACUCACGUAUUUUACAUGCUUUCCAGUCCCAUUGAGAAAAUAAACUUUUUACAUAUGUUUUUAUCUUCUUGUGUCCCUCUACUUUAAACUUUCCAGUUUUCUUUUUUUAGCAUAUAAAAACAAAACUUUGACAUGUUGAAAAAUUGUAGUGUAGAUUUUACGUUAACAAGUAAGAUAGUGUAUCAAAAUAAAGGUAGCUUGAUUGUUUUAUGUCUGAAUAUAUCCCUCUGGUUGAGAAGUUUUUAGUAUGGGUUUUACAGGUACAAGUAAGAUAGUAUAAUUAUUAAAAUUAUAGGUAACAUGAUUUUGUUAUAUGAAAAAAUAUAUAUAUGACUUACGUGUACAUAACCAUAAUUAUAACAUGGUAUUAAACAAUUCCACUAUUCAGAACCAGAUGCAAUUUCCAUAAUUCAAGUGAGUUUAUUAACAGAAACUCAAUACAUCUGUAAGAAUGAAAAAUGUCCAUUGUUUUGAAUUACCGGUAAUUUAUAACGCAGUAAUUCUAGACGGAUGUUUAUGGAAUCUGAAAGACUGGAUCAGUGUAAAAGAUGUGAUAAAAUUUUAUUUGCAAAAAUUUAAAAUGAAAGCUAAAGGGUUUAUUAAGUUCAUAUUGUCCUGUAUUUUUUAAUAUGAUCACUACAAAGAAAACUAAUUGGUGUUGAGAUAUGCCCUGAUUUUAUUUUUUUACAUUGUUACUAUUUACUUAAUUAAAUUGAAUUAUUUAGUUUCAUAAUGUUAACUUCAUUAAUCACGUUGCAGUAUUUUAUAAAAAUUCCAUUUAGGUUAUGAGUUAUAUUAUUUUAGUUCUCAAAAAUUUAUUGAAUUUGCGGGAUUUUUUUUUUUUUUUGAAAAUUGUGAAUAUUUCUCUUAAAAACAAAAUUUAGCUUAUUUAACCAGUUUUAAACAAUCUGUAUCUUAUUGCUGACUUUCUAAUGAAAUAAGAGUAUUUUAUUUUGUAACAUAUACACGUUCAUGUUUUCUUGUGUAUGAAAGUUUGUUAAAAGUUUGGGCUUUUUCUGUAUGCAUAUGUAUGUGUAAAUGAAUGCUAACAAUUCCUUGUUGAUAAUAAAUCAAUUUACAAAUACAAAGAA